AUGAUCCUGACUCAGAUUUCCUACCUUGAUUGCUUGGUUUUUCUUGUUUUCCUAGCUCCGCAAUUGCUCAUCCACGUCGGACUCUGGCGAACAGCGCGAUGGGUUGUGGGAGCGCUUCCUUUUCUAAUCAUUGAAGCCAUUGUUCUACCCUUCCGGUUCGCCAAGGAAAGGUUCUUCACGUCGUUCCAAAACCGAAGUCCGUUCGUCCAACAGGCUACGCUGUUCCAAGAUCUCGUUGUCAGAUGCGUACGAUAUGCUUUUGCAUCUAUGCCAGCAUAUCUUGGUAGAGUCUUCUUCUCGAAGGCCGUUGCUCUCCCGUUUCUUCGCUUCAGAAUGCUCCGACAUGGCUAUCUUCAAUCACCAAUCACCUGGCGUGAGGUCAACAAAGAUGGGUUCCGGGGUGUGUGGCUUACGUACGACCAGUCUAGGCAGCCUGACAUUGUCGUUUACUACUGUCAUGGAGGAGGAUUCUCGAUGGGUUCCAGUUAUUUUUACAUGGAGUUCCUACUCGCGUUGGUAACACUUAUGAAAGAUUCUGGCUAUCAAAACCCCGCUCUUUUCACUUUAGAGUAUAGUCUUGUUCCAGACGCCGUAUAUCCCACUCAGGUUCAGCAGGCGUUUGCUGGCUUCGAAUACGUCAUCUCAAUCGCAAAAGACCCAUCGCGAAUUUGCGUUGGGGGAGACUCCGCUGGAGCAACGGUCGUACUGAGUCUCUUGCUGUACAUGGCAGACCAUCCUUCAUAUCGUUCCCGUCUUCCUGGUUUCGCCAUGAUGAUCUCACCAUGGGUAACUCUCGUCUCAGAGAACAAUCGCAAUACCGCCAGUGAUUAUUUGAACAAGGAGAGCCUUGAUAUUUACGGCCGCCAGUACUGUGGAUCCAAGGUGCUUGUUGACGAUCCAAUGGUAUCCCCUGGAAACUGCAAAGACUUGAACAGGUGGGCAAGAGCAACCCCAACCAACGGAUGGGCAUUUCUCUUUGGCUCCGAAGAGGUCCUUGCGCCCGAGACACGCGCUCUUAUCUCUCUGCUUAAGAAGUCGGGCGCAGAAGUUCACGUUGAUGAAGAGAAGGGUGGAAUUCACGCAUGGCCUGUGGCAGCCUUGUAUCUAGGCGAAUCGAAGGAUGAACGAUUGAAAGGACUACGGGAUAUGGCAGACUUGCUACGCCGCAAAGUCAAGUAA
Molecule: messenger RNA, 1179 nt
Organism: Mytilinidion resinicola
Lineage: Eukaryota; Fungi; Ascomycota; Dothideomycetes; Mytilinidiales; Mytilinidiaceae
Product: alpha/beta-hydrolase
Exons: 4
Coding region: 1-1179 (392 amino acids)
Molecular function (GO): hydrolase activity
Source: RefSeq, a predicted model, not a curated record